Molecule: messenger RNA, 357 nt
Organism: Dujonia railenensis
Lineage: Eukaryota; Fungi; Ascomycota; Pichiomycetes; Serinales; Debaryomycetaceae
Source: the annotation of a GenBank genome assembly
AUGAACGAUCCUUUACCUACCCGCUGGGAAGUCGAAUUGGAAUUCAUCCAGUCGCUAGCUAACAUACAAUACUUGAAUCACUUGGCGCAAAAUAAUUAUCUCCAAGACCCCAAGUUUUUGAACUACUUGCAAUACUUGAACUACUGGAGAGAACCAGAAUACGCCAAACACUUAGUUUACCCAAACUGCUUGCACAUAUUGAGCUUGCUACAGAGCGAGGAUUUCAGAAAGAACAUUUUGAGCCCAGAUUUCAUGAGUACUGUCAUGAACGACAUGGUGAAGAGAUGGCAGAACACUGAAAACGUAAUAGACGUUAGCCCUGACCAGCCCAACGGAACCGCCGAGAGCCAGGGAUAG